AUGUCGGAAUUAUCGCACCCCACACAGGUGGAGAAUGACGAGACUCUUGUCCAGCCCAAGUCGCGCUCAUUAUAUCGCUCAGUACCGUUCCAAAUCGCCGUAGCAUGCGGGGUGUCCUUUACUGCUCCGGGGAUGUGGGACGCUCUUGGUGGACUCGGCGCUGGUGGUGCUGCUGAACCCUAUGCGGUCUCGGCUGCAAAUGCCAUCCUCUACGCUCUCUUUGCCGUUGUCUGUGUCGCUGCUGGUGCAAUCAACAACAGAAUAGGGCUGAAGUGGGGACUGGCUAUCGGAGCUAUUGGAUACCCGCUGUACGGUGCUGGUCUUUACACCAAUAAUAUCAACGCUACGACCUGGUUCCUCAUCUUCGGGUCUGCUCUCUGUGGCGUCUCGGCUGGUUUCUUCUGGUCUGCCGAAGCAGCAAUCAUCAUUGGCUACCCCUCGCCCAAGGACCGGGGAUUCUACCUCGCCGUCUGGCAGACCGCCAAGGCGUCUGGACCGAUUGUUGGCGGUGCUAUCAACCUCGGUCUGAAUGCCAAUAGGGAUCAAGCCGGAUCAGUCGGAUCCGCCACCUACAUCGUCUUCAUCGUCAUCAUGUGCCUCGGUCUCCCCAUCGCUCUCUGCCUCAGCCCAGCUGAGAAGGUGUGGCGUAAGGAUGGGACGCGUGUCAUUAUGCAGAAGGAAGCCUCGUGGGGUGCUGAGUUUGCCGCGGUCGCUCAGCUCUUGACCACCAAGCGGUACCUCCUCCUCCUUCCCGCCUUCUUCAUUUCCUACUUCUACAACGGCUUCAUGAGCACCUGGCUUACCUCAUAUUUCACUGUCCGGUCCCGAGCAUUUUCGUCCUUUUUUACCAACUUUGCCGGGAUCAUCAGUUCGUUCAUCAUCGGAUACCUACUAGACCGUCAAUCCAUCAAUAUCAAGACCCGUGCUCGAUCCGCUUUCUUGGUGAUCGUCGCCGUCCUCACCGGUACCUGGAUCGCCGCCCUCGUUCUGCAGAGCAACUUCUACGGCCAGAACCCCAAGCCCGUCUAUGACUGGUUCACAGUUGGUUUCAACGGCCCCUACGCUAUCGUCUUCUUCUGGCAAUUUGCUGGUCAAGCGUUCCAGCAGUUCCUGUACUGGAUCGUUGGGCAAUACGCCACCAACAUGGGCAACCUCAGCCGCGGUGUUGGUAUCUUGAGGGGUGUCGAGGCGCUUGGUCAGACCGUCGCUUGGGCUAUGCAGUCCCAGGGCAAUGCCAACCACUUCAUCUCCAUCGGACUCAACUUCGGUAUCCUCAUCCUUAGCAUCUGGCCGACGUGGAUCGUGCUCAACGGUCUGGACCGGAAUCACGAGGGUGAUGAUGCCGAUGGAAAGGCGGCAGUCAAGGCUGUGGGGACCGAGAGGCGCUUCAGCGGGGAGGAGGACAGCACGAAGGGUAGAGGAUACUAG
Molecule: messenger RNA, 1428 nt
Organism: Dioszegia hungarica
Lineage: Eukaryota; Fungi; Basidiomycota; Tremellomycetes; Tremellales; Bulleribasidiaceae
Product: major facilitator superfamily domain-containing protein
Exons: 12
Coding region: 1-1428 (475 amino acids)
Biological process (GO): transmembrane transport
Molecular function (GO): transmembrane transporter activity
Source: RefSeq, a predicted model, not a curated record